This is a messenger RNA of Gossypium raimondii (Peruvian cotton), 886 nucleotides long. RefSeq names its product protein LIGHT-DEPENDENT SHORT HYPOCOTYLS 10. The transcript has a single exon. The record is from RefSeq and is a predicted model, not a curated record. Gene Ontology annotation, biological process: mRNA transcription; response to light stimulus. Bases 109 to 723 code for a protein of 204 amino acids. Gene Ontology annotation, cellular component: nucleus. Lineage: Eukaryota; Viridiplantae; Streptophyta; Magnoliopsida; Malvales; Malvaceae.
UAAUUAUAGAGGAGAAUGUACAGAAAUGAAAGAUGAUGAAAAAGAGGGAGAGAAAGCAACGUCUUAUGGCCCAAUGGCGUGUCUUGGUUGCCCCAUGAUGUGAACUUCAUGUUCCUCCUCUCCCUUACCUUGCUUCCCGGCCCCCCUAUUUCUACUUGCCUGCCUUCCUUACCAACAAACAUACACAUCCAUCUCAACGAUAUGUCCAGUGAGAGAGGGAAGGAUAUAGCCGAAGGAUCAUCCUUGAUUGCCGAUCACCACCAACCCCCAUCACCUAGCCGAUAUGAGUCCCAGAAGAGAAGGGACUGGAAUACUUUCGGUCAGUACUUGAAGAACCAGCGGCCUCCGGUUCCUCUUUCACAGUGCAAUUCCAACCAUGUCUUAGACUUCCUGCGAUAUCUGGAUCAGUUCGGGAAGACCAAGGUUCACCUCCAAGGUUGCAUGUUCUACGGACAGCCUGAACCACCUGCUCCUUGCACUUGCCCCCUUAGGCAAGCUUGGGGCAGCCUUGAUGCUCUUAUUGGGAGGCUUCGAGCUGCCUAUGAAGAAAAUGGAGGGUCACCUGAGUCCAACCCUUUUGCCACCGGUGCUAUUCGAGUUUAUCUAAGAGAGGUGAGGGAAAGUCAAGCCAAGGCAAGGGGGAUCCCUUACAAGAAGCAAAAGAAAAAGCCCAAGCAAGACAAACCAAGCGAUGAAUCCAGCUCCACCCUCUUCUUCUCUUGAUUCUUUUUCUUUCUUUUCGAAUUUAGGGUUUAGAGUCUUAUCCCUCACUCACUGCUCGCAGUGUUUCAAUAUAUACAUGGUAUUUUUAUUUUUGCUUCUCUAUUUCCUUUAAGUACUAGUUUCACUUUGAAUUAAUGUUAGAUCCAGCACUGCUAUUGUUUUA